Messenger RNA from Macrobrachium nipponense, 1576 nucleotides. Its product is annotated as brevican core protein-like. NCBI's taxonomy places the organism in Eukaryota, Metazoa, Arthropoda, Malacostraca, Decapoda, Palaemonidae. Bases 592 to 1404 code for a protein of 270 amino acids. The record is from RefSeq and is a predicted model, not a curated record. Gene Ontology annotation, molecular function: signaling receptor activity. The transcript has 6 exons.
GCUCAUCAUAGACUGAUCUUCUUUGGUUCGAAGAAAAUUCUGUGAGAAGAUUGUCAUAUAUAUUUCGCUUUCAGUAGUUUAUUAGUUUAUAGUUAAUUCUAAAGUUACCAUCAUAGUAAUUAAACGUUGGUUUGAGUUAGGAUAACUCAAAGUUACGAUCGAACGAAUUCCCGGCUACCUGAACAAGGACGACCUAUAUAACCGUGAGCAAAGGAAGUGUUCUCGAACCAAAGGUUUUCGUGCCGAGUCUACCCAAGGUCCUUCAAAUAUACUUUCAGAGUAUUUGUGAAUGACCUUGAGUCUUCCUGAAGCGAGGUCAUUAGAGGAUGACAAGCGGAAGAGACCGACAGUGAGUUGCGCAGGUGGAGUCGUUCGCUGCCGUAACAAAACAUCCGACAGUCUGCGUUCGACUUCCGAUAAGGAUACUAUGUUUUUAACGAAAGUUUCCGAAUAGAAUCCUUUCUUAAUUUGCUGACGUUCGUUGUGGAUUCUCGUGUUUAUUGUUAUUUUUAUCUUUGUACUUGAAGAGGGCUGUCGUUUCCCUUGUUAUGUUUUGUUGAAUUUCAAGACAGCAGUUAUAAACUCCUCACCAUGAGCGUCCUUCUCCUAUUGGCGGCUGUCCUCCCGUCCUUCGGGAGUGGCUCUCCCUCUCCUACGACGACCACCUUCCUUCGGGUAGCCGACGACCUGGAGAGUCCUACGUCCUCAGACAUCUCGAACGUGACCCUGACGACCUGCGGGAUCGAAUGCUUCAAAGCUGGAGUCGAGAAGUGCUUGGGAUUCCAGUGGAAGCCUUAUACUGUCGAAACGAACGCAGCCGAAACGGCUUCAGCUUCGUCAUCGUCUUCCACAGCGGAGGACUGCACCAAACCGCCCAUCGUAGGAUCGGACGCCCACGGGCAAUGCGGAUUCUUGGAGUGUGUGCCGAAGCCUUCUUCUUUAGUUGUCGCGGCAGGAUCCCAGAUCUACCUCUUCCGGGGGAAGGGGAAUUUGACGUACGGUUCUCUCAUUGCUCCCAAGAGCUACAGAAUGGCCUGCACUUAUGCCUACAGGAUUUUCGACAAGAUGAAGAUGACCUACGCAGAAGCAGAAACUCAGUGCCAGAUGGACGGUGCCAAGCUGAUGCCAGUCAAGAACCCUGAAGAACAGGCCCUUCUCUCAGGGCAGGUUCUCUACGGCGAAGGAUACUGGAUUGGUCUAACAGAUAAGGAAUCAGAGGGACGCUUCGUUGAUUCUGACGGGAAGCUGCCUACGUACACGAACUGGGACUCCGGGCAGCCUAACAAUUUCGCCAAGAACGGCGAAGACCAAGACUGCGUGAUGCUCUUCCAGAAGAAGUGGAACGACAACCAGUGCAGCACUAGACUCAACUUCGUCUGCCAGAUUUCCUUCCUGGAGUUGUGAGGUGGAGGAAAGAGAUUCGUGAAAUUACUGUUUUCAAACGUCAGGGCUUCUCGUAAUCAUGAUAAUGAGAUAAGCUCCCCUGACAUUCUCCAAUGGGAUUGAAUUGUAGGAAGACGAUCUUGAUUGCACUAGUACCAAGCCUGCUUUUUCUGUAAACUGGCCUCUCUCUCUC